This is a messenger RNA of Suillus subalutaceus, 1967 nucleotides long. RefSeq lists its product as uncharacterized. NCBI's taxonomy places the organism in Eukaryota, Fungi, Basidiomycota, Agaricomycetes, Boletales, Suillaceae. The coding region runs from base 311 to 1813 and encodes 500 amino acids. The transcript has 3 exons. The record is from RefSeq and is a predicted model, not a curated record.
UCCAUGUGUCGUGAUUGAUGUUCCUGAAUCGAAAGGUCCUAGUCAUUGUCUAGGGACUACGACAUCAACGGAUGAAUCCCCUGGCGAUCCAGCUGCGGAAAGCAUAAAGCCUUACAGAGCCGUCCAGUCCCCACUACCGGCGUAUUCCUUAACACCUAGUCACAGCACGGCCUCUGAGCUGUCAUUGAUUGUCCUGGGCGAUAAUGGAAAGCAGACCAGCGCUUCAACUGUUUUGGGUCAGAAGAACAGCGAUCAAUGCAAAGACAACAGCCCCAACAAAAUAAGUUUCGCGCUGGGUAAUGAAACGCUCAUGCCCGAGGCGAUUAUGGAAGCAAAAGAGUCAGUCACCAUCCCCCUUGUUCCUCCCUCUUCGGCUCCACAGAAGACGAAUAUUAAGGAGGGCAGUUUGUUUAUGACGAUGCCAGAGGCUUCGAUAACUGGCGAAUUUCCCUCUGCGCAGCUGUCUGCACACAACGCUCAACUGUUGACAUAUCCGAACACCAAGGGAUGCCCCCCAAACAUAAAGGAAGGCCCUACUAAAAUAGCGUCAGACGACGAACUUUAUUCCACAUCUAACUCCAAUCUCGAAGGUCCGAGUCAGGAGCCAACCAGUGAGAUAUGGGAUUUUCCAAAAUCGGGAACGAACGCACCAUUUCACCGGUUCUUGUCGGCAUCUAUCCAUGCUCCUUCGGGACAGUCACCAGAACCGGUUCAUUGUAUUGGGGGAGCCAUCGAGUCCAGUCCCGCAAUACCCCAGUCAGGAAGACCGUCACAUGUUGUUCUUAGCAAGAACGCCUUGAAUCAUCGGGCGGCGUCUUUCACACCACAAGGCUUGGUUCUGAAAAGCACGUUGACGAGAUAUGACCCGCCCCUGCGACUCGUUGGACCAGGCUUGGAGCAAGGCGACCAUGCUCUGAAUGUGAACCUCCCAAACCAUACACAUUCAAGGAAGUGCACGACUGAUCUACCUGAUCACAUUGCAAAGGCCUACGGACCGCAGCCCUUGCACUCUGCCGGAGCCUAUGCGACUCAUCGAAACGUUCCCCCUCGGAUGGCCGUUUCGGGUUCCAAUCACAUAACGACUCACAGAGCUCCCUCAACCCGCGGCCCCGUCCCAGAUUGGGCAGCUGAAGCUGCUGCGGAGCGAAGGUCUGUAGACAUUCAUAUCUCCGCGCCGAAGGUGUAUCUGGGAGCGCCAGUAGCCCGUGCGUCCUCAUCGCACCAGCCUUCAGGUACAACAACACUACGCAUGCCCAUUCCGGAAGAUAUUUUCAGUCCAGCUCCCCAACGAGUCGCAUCCAAAGUGGCUAGAUGGGCUGCAGAAGUAAACCGCGUGCGAGAGCCUGCGAUGAGUCAAAUUCUCGAGGGUUCUAGUCUCGAUGCGCAGGCUAAGGGUUGUCGUCAGGGUGGUCAACAGAGGCCGCUCCUUCUGAACCGUAAAGCAAACACAACGUUAUCACGGGACGAUACGCCAGCUGUUUUCCCAAGCGCGUCUGGAGCUGCUUAUCAUGAUCAAGGGCAAGUGUCUUCCGAAUUUGCAAAACGGGCCGUUGAAACGCGCGAUAAAGAGCAAAUAAAGACUGUCCAGGGGCAGUACAACUCUUACUACGAAUCCCUUUGUGCAAGGAACACGGAGGAUAUUAUAUUAGAGGCGAGGCGCAUAAACGCGGAUGUCGGGAGGUCGCCUUCGAACGGACAAUCUCCUAUUACAGUGAGCGACCUCAGCCUGAAUGAGUGGUUUAGUCGUGCAAGGGAUCCGAUCUCUGGAGAUGACAUCGAGAGGAUGAUCCGUAUGCUCGAAAGGGGGGCAUGAGAUGUAAACUUCCGACGGACCAUGGUUCCAGGUUUCGUCAUUCAGCCGUCAUGAUUGUUGAAAAAACCUUAUGCAUCGAGCCUGUGAGCAGUAUCACUAGUGUCGGUGCGAUUCUUGAAAACAAAUUAUAUCAGUGUCUAGAGUGAUCCGUCAC